Molecule: messenger RNA, 11615 nt
Organism: Heterocephalus glaber (naked mole-rat)
Lineage: Eukaryota; Metazoa; Chordata; Mammalia; Rodentia; Bathyergidae
Gene: Bptf
Product: bromodomain PHD finger transcription factor
Biological process (GO): regulation of transcription by RNA polymerase II
Cellular component (GO): NURF complex
Molecular function (GO): RNA polymerase II cis-regulatory region sequence-specific DNA binding
Source: RefSeq, a predicted model, not a curated record
CCUGGCCCGGACCACCCCGGCCCGCCGCCCCGUCAACAAAGUGGUGUACGAUGACCACGAGAGCGAGGAGGAGGAGGAAGAGGAGGACAUGGUCUCCGAAGAGGAGGAGGAGGAGGACGGCGACGCCGAGGAGACCCAGGAUUCGGAGGACGACGAGGAAGAUGAGAUGGAGGAUGACGAUGACUCCGAUUAUCCGGAGGAGAUGGAAGACGAUGACGACGACGCCAGUUACUGCACGGAAAGCAGCUUCAGGAGCCACAGCACCUACAGCAGCACUCCAGGUAGGCGAAAACCAAGAGCACAUCGGCCUCGUUCUCCAAUAUUAGAAGAAAAAGACAUCCCACCCCUUGAAUUUCCCAAGUCCUCUGAGGAUUUAAUGGUGCCUAAUGAGCAUAUAAUGAAUGUUAUUGCCAUUUAUGAGGUACUGCGGAACUUUGGCACUGUUUUAAGAUUGUCUCCUUUUCGCUUUGAGGACUUUUGUGCAGCUCUAGUGAGCCAAGAGCAGUGCACACUCAUGGCGGAGAUGCACGUUGUGCUUUUGAAAGCAGUUCUGCGUGAGGAAGACACCUCGAAUACUACCUUUGGGCCUGCUGACCUGAAAGAUAGCGUCAAUUCCACUCUGUAUUUCAUAGAUGGGAUGACAUGGCCAGAGGUGCUGCGUGUGUACUGUGAGAGCGAUAAGGAGUACCAUCAUGUUCUUCCCUACCAAGAAGCCGAGGACUAUCCUUAUGGACCAGUAGAGAACAAAAUCAAAGUUCUGCAGUUCUUAGUUGAUCAGUUUCUUACGACAAACAUUGCUCGUGAGGAGUUGAUGUCUGAAGGGGUGAUCCAGUAUGAUGACCAUUGUAGGGUUUGCCACAAACUUGGGGAUUUGCUUUGCUGUGAGACGUGUUCAGCUGUAUACCAUUUGGAAUGUGUGAAGCCACCUCUUGAGGAGGUGCCAGAGGACGAAUGGCAGUGUGAAGUCUGUGUAGCACACAAGGUGCCUGGUGUGACUGACUGUGUUGCUGAAAUCCAAAAAAACAAACCAUAUAUUCGACAUGAGCCUAUUGGAUAUGACAGAAGUCGGAGGAAAUACUGGUUCUUAAACCGAAGACUCAUAAUAGAAGAAGAUACAGAAAAUGAAAAUGAGAAGAAAAUCUGGUACUACAGCACAAAGGUCCAGCUUGAAGAAUUAAUAGACUGUCUAGACAAAGAUUACUGGGAAGCAGAACUUUGCAAAAUUCUAGAAGAAAUGCGUGAAGAAAUCCACCGGCACAUGGAUAUAACCGAAGACCUGACCAAUAAGGCUCGGGGCAGUAACAAAUCUUUUCUAGCUGCAGCUAAUGAAGAAAUUUUGGAAUCCAUAAGAGCCAAAAAGGGAGACAUUGAUAAUGUUAAAAGCCCGGAAGAAAUAGAAAAGGACAAGAAUGAGACCGAGGAUAACAACAGUAAAGAUGCUGAGAAAAGCAGAGAGGAGCUUGAAGACCAGUCCUUUGAGAAAGACAGUGAUGACAAAUCACCAGAUGAUGAUCCGGAGCAAGGAAGAUCUGAGGAGCCAACAGAAGUUGGGGAUAAAGGUAACUCUGUGUCAGCAAAUCAUGGCGACAACACAACAAAUGCUUCUUCAGAAGAGACUAGUCCCUCUGAAGGGAGGAGCCCUGUGGGGUGUCUCUCAGAAACCCAUGAUAGCAGCAACAUGGCAGAGAAGAAGGUGGCAUCCGAGCUCCCCCAGGAUGUGCCAGAAGAAUCUAACAAGACAUGUGACAGCAAUAACACUAGUGCUACCACUACCUCCAUCCAGCCUAAUCUGGAAAACAGUAACAGCAGCAGUGAACUAAAUUCUUCCCAGAGUGAAUCUGCUAAGGCAGCUGAUGAUCCUGAAAAUGGAGAAAGAGAAUCUCAUACACCUGUCUCUAUUCAAGAAGAGAUAGGUGAUUUCAGAUCUGAGAAGUCUAAUGGGGAAAUAAGUGAUUCUCUUGGAGUUGGAAGAGGAGCAUCUGGCUCAACCCGAAUUAUCACCAGAUUACGGAAUCCAGACAGCAAACUUAGUCAGCUGAAGAACCAGCAAGUAGCAGCUGCAGCCCAUGAAGCAAAUAAAUUAUUUAAGGAGGGCAAAGAGGUACUAGUAGUUAACUCUCAAGGAGAAAUUUCACGAUUGAGCACCAAAAAGGAAGUGGUCAUGAAAGGAAAUAUCAACAAUUACUUUAAAUUGGGUCAAGAAGGGAAGUAUCGUGUCUACCAUAAUCAGUACUCCACCAAUUCAUUUGCUUUGAAUAAGCACCAACACAGGGAAGAUCAUGAUAAGAGAAGGCAUCUUGCACAUAAAUUCUGUUUGACUCCAGCAGGAGAGUUCAAAUGGAAUGGUUCUGUCCAUGGGUCUAAAGUCCUUACUAUAUCUACUCUGAGACUGACCAUCACCCAACUAGAAAACAACAUCCCUUCAUCUUUUCUUCAUCCCAAUUGGGCUUCACACAGAGCAAAUUGGAUCAAGGCAGUUCAGAUGUGUAGCAAACCCAGAGAAUUUGCAUUGGCUUUAGCUAUUUUGGAGUGUGCAGUUAAACCAGUUGUGAUGCUACCAAUAUGGCGGGAAUCCUUAGGACAUACCAGAUUACAUAGAAUGACAUCAAUUGAAAGAGAAGAAAAAGAGAAGGUAAAAAAAAAAGAGAAAAAACAAGAAGAAGAAGAAACAAUGCAGCAAGCCACAUGGGUAAAAUAUACAUUUCCAGUUAAACAUCAGGUUUGGAAACAAAAAGGAGAGGAGUACAGAGUAACAGGAUAUGGUGGCUGGAGCUGGAUUAGUAAAACUCAUGUUUAUAGGUUUGUUCCUAAAUUGCCAGGCAAUACUAAUGUGAAUUACAGAAAGUCAGCAGAAGGAAUCACAAAUAAUGUGGAUGAAAAUAUGGAUGAUUUGGAUAAAAGAAAAAGUCCACGAAGUCCUAAAAAAUUUAAAACAGAGCCUGAUUCUGAGAAAGGUGAUGUAAAAGAUUCAGAUCCUGGAAAAGAAGCAGACCAGAGUGAAAUGGAGACCUCAGAGAUGACUGAGAAGGACCAAGAUGUAAAAGAACAUUUAGAUUCUGACAAUGAUAAAUCCUUCAAGGAGGAACCAAUGGAAAUAGAUGAUAUAAAAACAGAGUCACAUAUAAAUUAUCAGGAAAGUUCUCAAGUAGAUGUGGUCAAUGUCAGUGAGGGUUUUCAUCUAAGGACUAGUUACAAAAAGAAAAUAAAAUCAUCCAAAUUAGAUGGACUUCUUGAAAGGAGAAUUAAACAGUUUACACUGGAAGAAAAACAACGCCAUGAAAAAAUGAAGUUGGAGGGUGGAAUUAAGAGUACAGGAAAGUCUUCUCCGAGUUCUUUGAAAAGUCUCUCUGAGUCACCAGUAGUAACAAAAGCAAAAGAAGAGCAUCAAAGUGACUUGCUUAUACAAGAACAAAGCUUCAGUGCAAGUAAUGACAAAUCUGAGGACUUGAUUCACAGAUGUUCACAAAGUGAUCCCUCAGUUCUUGAAACUGGUGAUCCUAGUCUUAUCGCAAACAAACAUUAUGCAAAAGAUCAAGUGUUAGAUGAUAUCUCCAUUCAAAGUCCAGGGACAAACAAUCAGAAACGAAAUUCCAUUGAAAAUGACAUAGAUGAAAGCCUCUCUGAACGAACCAGUAAAGGCCAGGAACUCAGUAAGAUAAAAACAGACAGAAGUGAUUUCUUCAUUGAUGACUCUAAACCAGUUGGUGGAGAUGAUAUUGGCACUUUGAUCUAUAAGAAUAAAAAACCACUCAACCAGGAGGAUAAUGACACUAUUGUUUCUUCUGAAAAUGCUUUUCUUCCAUCAACACCUAAAAGUACCGGGGACAGAGAUACUGCAUCUCUGUCAAAAGGAAUGGAAUUUGAUGGAAAACUAGGAUGUGACUCUGAAUAUAAUAGCACUUUAGAAAAUAGUUCUGACACUAUGUCUAUUCAGGAUAGCAGUGAAGAAGAUAUGAUUGUUCAAAAUAGCAAUGAAAGUAUUUCUGAACAGUUCCUAACUCCAGAACAAGGUGUUGAAAGCUUGGAGCCAUUGAAAUGUGAGUUUGUUUCUGAUAAGUCUAUUAGAAACUGUGAUAACAGGUUACAGGAUAUGGUAAUGGAAACAAAUGGCAGAAAACUAAGUCAACCGCAAAAGUUAGAGAGACCUGUUAAUAAAUGUAUUGAUCAAGUAAGUCUUAAAAAUAUCACUGACAAAAAGAAUAAUGAAAAUAGAUCUGAAAAGAAAGGACAGAAGGCAAGCACAUUUCAAAUAAAUGGAAAAGAUAAUAAACCUAAAGUAUAUUUGAAAAGUGAAUGUUUGAAAGAAAUCUCUGAAAGUAAAGUAGUCAGUGGUAAUGUUGAACCAAAAGUUAAUAAUAUAAAUAAAAUAAUCCCUGAGAAUGAUAUUAAGUCAUUGACUGUUAAAGAAUCUGCAGUAAAGCCAUUUAUUAAUGGUGAUGUCAUCAUGGAAGAUUUUAAUGAAAAAAACAUUUCAGUAACACAUUCACAUUUACUAAGUUCUUCAGAUGCCAAAGGUAAUUACCAAGCCAGCCUCAAGACCCUGCCAUCAACCAAAGAGCCUGACAGUGUACAGCGUACCACACCUCUAUCAUCUUGUCCAGAAAGCAAUUCAUUUAAUCAGGUAGAAGAUAUGGAAAUUGAAACUUUAGAAGUUAAGAAAGAUACACUAUCACCUGUUACAUCUGGAGAAGAAUCUAACCUCAGUAGUGAUUUUGUUGAUGAAAAUAGUCUUCCCACCAACAAAGGUGAAAACAUCAAUGGAGAAUCUAAAAGAAAAACAGUCAUCACAGAAGUCACCACGAUGACAUCUACAGUAGCCACAGAAUCAAAAACCGUGAUCAAGGUUGCAAAAGGUGAUAAGCAAACUAUGGUCUCAUCCACAGAAAAUUGUGCCAAAUCCACUGUCACAACCACCACCACAACGGUAACAAAGCUGUCCACACCCUCCACAGACAGCAGUGUCGACAUCAUCUCUGUAAAAGAGCAGAGCAAAACCGUGGUCACCACCACAGUGACAGACUCACUCACCACUGCAGGAGGCACACUGGUAGCAUCCAUGACUGUGAGCAAGGAGUACUCUACAAGAGACAAAGUAAAACUGAUGAAAUUUUCAAGACCGAAGAAGACUCGUUCAGGUACAGCUCUGCCAUCUUAUAGAAAGUUUAUUACCAAGAGCAGCAAGAAGAGCAUAUUUGUUUUGCCUAAUGAUGACUUGAAAAAGUUGGCCAGAAAAGGAGGAAUCCGAGAAGUCCCUUAUUUUAAUUAUAAUGCAAAACCUGCCUUGGAUAUUUGGCCCUAUCCUUCUCCCAGACCCACCUUUGGUAUCACUUGGAGGUAUAGACUUCAAACUGUCAAGUCCCUAGCAGGAGUGAGCCUGAUGUUACGGUUGCUGUGGGCCAGUCUGAGGUGGGACGACAUGGCUGCCAAGGCUCCCCCAGGAGGAGGGACUACACGAACAGAAACAUCUGAAACAGAAAUCACAACAACAGAAAUAAUUAAGAGGCGAGAUGUUGGUCCUUAUGGUAUUCGUUCUGAAUAUUGCAUCAGAAAAAUCAUUUGCCCCAUUGGAGUUCCAGAAGCACCGAAAGAAACACCUACACCUCAGAGGAAAGGACUUCGAUCAAGUGCUCUGCGGCCAAAGAGACCAGAAACACCCAAGCAAACUGGCCCUGUUAUUAUUGAAACCUGGGUAGCAGAGGAAGAGUUGGAACUAUGGGAAAUCAGGGCAUUUGCUGAGAGAGUGGAGAAAGAAAAGGCCCAAGCAGUUGAGCAACAAGCUAAGAAACGAUUGGAGCAGCAAAAGCCUACAGUCAUUGCCGCUUCUACCACCACUCCAACCAACAGUACAACCAGCACUAUCUCUCCAGCUCAGAAAGUUAUGGUGGCCCCCAUAAGUGGCUCAGUUACUACUGGAACUAAAAUGGUACUAACUACCAAAGUUGGAUCUCCACCAACAGUUACAUUCCAGCAAAACAAGAACUUUCAUCAGACUUUUGCUACAUGGGUUAAGCAAGGCCAGUCAAAUUCAGCCACCAGCACAGCUGCCACAUCUGCUACAACUAUUGCCAGCACAGGUCAGACGUUCCAAAUUACAGGCAAUCCAGUCACUAUGGCAGGAAAAGUAAUUACCAAACUGCCACUUCCUGCAAACAGCAAGAUUGUCGCUGUAAAUGUGCCAGCAACACAAGGAGGCGUUGUUCAAGUGCAGCAGAAAGUCCUGGGUAUCAUUCCAUCGAGUACAGGUACAAGUCAGCAAACCUUUACUUCAUUCCAGCCCAGAACAGCAACAGUCACAAUUAGGCCUAAUACCUCAGCCUCUGGAACAACCACCAGCACAUCACAAGUAAUCACAGGGCCUCAGAUCCGCCCUGGUAUGACGGUGAUUAGAACGCCUCUCCAACAGUCAACACUAGGAAAGGCAAUUAUUCGAACACCUGUGAUGGUGCAGCCAGGUGCUCCUCAACAAGUGGUGACGCAGAUAAUCCGAGGCCAGCCCGUUUCCACUGCAGUUUCUUCCCCAGGCACAGCUUCCUCCACACCUGGGCAGAAGGGCUUAACUUCAGGACCAUCCACUCCAAAUCCGCAGUCAUCAACCCCACAACCCCCUCGCCCCCAACAAGGACAGGUGAAGCUUACCAUGGCUCAGCUCACUCAGUUAACACAGGGCCACGGUGGCAAUCAGGGUUUGACAGUAGUAAUUCAAGGACAAGGUCAAACUACUGGACAGUUGCAGUUGAUACCUCAAGGGGUGACCAUACUCCCAGGGCCAGGGCAGCAGCUCAUGCAAGCUGCAAUGCCUAAUGGUACUGUACAGCGAUUCCUCUUCACCCCAUUGGCAACAACAGCCACAGCGGCCAGCACCACCACCACAACUGUUUCCACUACAGCAGCAGGUUCAGGUGAACAACAACAGAGUAAAUUAUCACCCCAAACACAGGUGCAACAAGCCAAACCUCUGCCAGAUCAGUCAUCAAGUGUGAGUCAUGCAGAAGCCCAGCCACAGACUGCUCAGCCUUCAACGCAGCCCCAGCCCCAAUCCCAACCCCAGCCCCAGUCCCAACCCCAGUCCCCAACUCAGCCUGAAGUUCAAACUCAGCCUGAAGUUCAGACCCAAACAGCUGUUUCAUCCCUCGUCCCUUCUGAACCACAACCAACCCAGUCAUCCAACAAACCCCAAGUUGCAGCACAGUGUCAGCCUCAAAGUCAUGUCCAAGGACAGUCUCCUGUUCGUGUCCAGAGUCCACCACGGACUCGAAUACGUCCAUCAACUCCAUCCCAAGUGUCUCCUGGACAGCAACCCCAGGUUCAGACUACAACCUCACAACCGAUUCCCAUUCAGCCACAUACAUCUCUUCAGAUACCUUCCCAAGGCCAGCCACAAUCACAAGCCCAGGUGGUGAUGAAGCAUAAUGCUGUAAUAGAACAUUUAAAACAGAAAAAGACCUUGACUCCCACUGAAAGAGAAGAAAAUCAAAGAAUGAUUGUGUGUAACCAGGUGAUGAAGUAUAUUUUGGAUAAGAUAGAUAAAGAAGAAAAACAGGCAGCAAAAAAAAGAAAGCGUGAAGAGAGCGUGGAACAGAAACGGAGCAAGCAGAAUGCUACCAAGCUCUCUGCUCUGCUAUUUAAACACAAAGAGCAACUUAAAGCUGAAAUCCUGAAAAAGAGAGCGCUCCUGGACAAAGAUCUGCAAAUUGAAGUGCAGGAAGAGUUGAAGAGAGACCUGAAAAUAAAGAAAGAAAAAGACAUGGUGCAGGUGCUACAGGCCAGUGCAGCAGUAGCACCCUCUCCCCCUCUGGCUACAGCAGUGCCCCCUCCAGCCACUCCACCUUCACCCCCCUCCACGCCUGCUCUGCAGCACUCGGCCCUCCCCACAUCCCCGCUGCCUGCCGCUUCCCAGAAGAGGAAGCGAGAAGAGGAGAAAGACGCCAGCUCAAAGUCCAAGAAGAAGAAAAUGAUCUCUACUACCUCAAAAGAAACUAAGAAGGACACAAAGCUUUACUGUAUUUGUAAAACGCCUUAUGAUGAAUCUAAGUUCUAUAUUGGCUGUGAUCUUUGUACUAACUGGUAUCAUGGAGAAUGUGUUGGCAUCACAGAAAAGGAGGCUAAGAAAAUGGAUGUGUACAUCUGUAAUGAUUGUAAACGGGCACAAGAGGGCAGCAGUGAGGAAUUGUACUGUAUCUGCAGAACACCUUAUGAUGAGUCACAAUUUUAUAUUGGCUGUGAUCGGUGUCAGAAUUGGUACCAUGGGCGCUGCGUUGGCAUCUUGCAAAGUGAGGCAGAGCUCAUUGAUGAGUAUGUCUGUCCACAGUGCCAGUCGACAGAGGAUGCCAUGACAGUGCUCACACCACUGACAGAGAAAGAUUAUGAGGGCUUGAAGAGGGUGCUGCGUUCCUUACAGGCUCAUAAGAUGGCCUGGCCUUUCCUUGAGCCAGUAGACCCUAAUGACGCACCAGAUUAUUAUGGUGUUAUUAAGGAGCCCAUGGACCUUGCCACCAUGGAAGAAAGAGUACAAAGACGAUAUUAUGAAAAGCUGACAGAAUUUGUGGCAGAUAUGACCAAAAUUUUUGAUAACUGUCGUUACUACAAUCCAAGUGACUCACCUUUUUACCAGUGUGCAGAAGUGCUUGAAUCAUUCUUUGUACAGAAAUUGAAAGGAUUCAAGGCUAGCAGAUUGUGAUAUCUUUAGUCUGAAUUUUUAACUGGAAUCAGAACUGGAUGUUGAGGUCACUGUUUAUUGUACCACGUGGUUACCUAAUUAAAAAUUGCCCCUCCAAAAUAAGAUUGGUUAAUAUAAUUUUUAAUGUUAAAAAGAUGUAUAUUGGCAGAAAAUUUAUUCUAGCAGCCAUGUUGAGCAAUGUAUUUAAAAAUUGUAUACUCUUGCAAUACUGUAUUUAUCUACUACUACAAUAUAAAGUAUUUUGACUUAGUCCUGAUAACUGUACAGUAAUUUGGUUUACUAAUGAAAAUUGUGAAUAAAACUGUGAAACUAGAAAGACUUUCUUGGGCUUUAAUAGAAAAAUGUGCUUUUAAAAAUAUUACUAUUUCUCGGGCUGGGGAUUUAGCUUAGUGGUUUCGCCGUCUGCUGCGCAAACGCAAGGACCUGAGUUCGAUCCCCAGUACCAAAAAAAAAAUUAUUUCUCUUUUAAUAUAAUUUUUCCCUUCAUAUUUCCCAAAUCAAUGUAAAUAAACAGGCACAUACCUUUUAUUCAAUGGUAAUAUGGUAAUGCUUCUUUUAAAUGUCUCUAUUUGUCCCAUUGGUUAAGAAUGUUGUACUCUUCAUCAGACAAAUACAUAUAUAUAUUUUUUUUUAAAUACUGGCUUUUUUCCAGUGAUCUAUCAUGUUAGUGUACAGUGAAAAGGUUUAACAGUUUAAGCUUAAAAUUUAAUUGUUCUCUUACAUUUGCUUGCCAAGGAUGAAUGAAAGAAUAUGGCUGCUUCCCCCAGACUGGCUGACCUUGGCAUCCACAUAAAGCAUCAUUGUUUUCAAAAAUGAAGGGUGCUUAAUUGUUCCCUUUUUUCUGUAUUCUGUAGGUCUCAUAACAACAAACUGCAGUCUACAGCUUCUUAAAGUUCAGCGUGUUAACAUAAAAUACAGCAAGAAUCUGGUUGUCUGAACUAUUUUAAAUUAAGGAGCCAGAUGUUUUUAGUCAGGUUAUCCUGACAAGACUUGACCUAAACUUCGUUUUUAUUGGUCAUAACCGUCUAAAUAUAUUCUUGGCCAAUUUUGUCCAACGGACAAGGGAAAAGCAAAGUCAACGACACCAUUAUCUUGUCAAGAUCAAAUGGUUUUACUAUUGUGGCAGAAGUGGGAAAACUUUGUUUAUUGAAAAAAAAAAGAAAGCAAGAAAAAAAGAUACUAUGGGGUCAAGUGUAGCUCCAUGGAAAUGCCACGUCUGCUCUUCAGUGAAGAAGCUGGUUUAGAGUCUCACAGAAAACUUUUGACUGUAUUUAUUUAUUGUUGCAAAAAAGACGCUUUUUUAUUGCUGCCCUCAUUUGUCAGCUAAUUAUUUUUUCUUAUAAAAUCCAGCCUCAGUUACAUGUAAUCCAUCCUGUAUCUUAUCAUGAUUCCUGUAGGUAAAAGUACAAGAUGACCUCUAGAUGUCUUUUCUUUCUAUGAAAGGAGCUGCUAUGUACACAUGUGCACACACACACAACUGGGAAUCAACAAUGAGUUUAUUGUUCAUGGUAGACAAAAAUUAAGCUUGCAGAAAGGUUGGGCUAAGUGGUCCUAGAGUACAGACUCUGUUGCCUUGAAUAUAUCAGUACAGUUGUCUUUUCCUCUGCACCAGGCUAAAAUGACAAAAUCUAUUUGAAGGUAAUCUUGUUUGUAAACAUUUGUCAGAUUCUAAUUUUUUCUUUUUGUAUUAAAAUUCAACUAUGGAUGUAUAUGAAACAAAAUAAAUGGAGAUAAUUUUUCUCCCACAGAUGGAGGUGUCUUUGUGCGCUAAUGGUUAUCUGUCAGCCUCUGUGGGGAAAGGGAGGGGUUUCCCGGGCUGAAAGGCAGAAGGAUCUGAUUAGACCCAGAUUUUCCAGGGCAGUAGUGGCCCUUUGUUGUGUAAUUCCCAGUCCAUUGUUACCAUGUCAGAGAAAAUCUCCAGGGGUGCUAAUGCUGUUGCAUCACUUGAUCAGUUGAUCGAUUGAUCAAACCGAUGAUGAUGGUAAUAGGGCAUAAUGCACAUCGCCUUGGCUUGUACUUUUCUGUGAUUCCAGGCAAAUGAACAGUUACAGACAGCUACGGAAAUUGUAUGAAGGGCAUUUUUUAAAUGAUCUCAUCCUCUGUGAAUUUUUUGUUGGUUGGGUUAGUUUGUCCUAUGUAAGGAACAGUAGCAUAAGUGGGGAGACAGUGGAAACAGCACAGGAAGGUGUAUUUUGCAUGUUUUUCCUUUCCGUGUUCUGUCUGCAUUGUAUUUUCUGCAUUGUAACAAUGGCUUCUCUGAAAUCUGCCACACUUAGAUUUUGCAGCUUUGCAAAAAUUUUCCUAGAUUUUGCACUAAUUCAUAUCAGCUUUGACCUACCAAGUUCUGGAAUUCACCUAGUUAACUGUUUUUAAAAGUUUCCUUCUGUUCAAUGUUGCCCUGCUAUGCAAAACCUUUCCCAGACCUUAGUUUCUAAAAAGAAAGAUGUUGCUACAGUUCCCAAUUCUUUCUUAUUACAGGCUCAGGUGUAUAGGUUCUUCUGUCUGGGUUAAUUUUAUGUAAUGAAGCUCAUUCCUUUUUGUACAUAAAGAUGUCACUUAAACCUAUGCUUACAAACUAAAGAGACUAAUUGCUCAAUAUGGAAACAAAGUUUUUGCUUAAAAUAUUAAAAUGGAAGUUAAAUACAGGUUAUUUUGUCCUUUAGUUACAAAAAUGUUACAUAUUGUAUGCACUGUGCUGCUGCAAAAAUUCUACAUUUUAAUGGAUUAUAAAAUGAUUCUGCAUCUCAUCACAUCACAGUAUUUCUGUAUGACUUACUCAUAUAUAUAAAUCUAUAUGGGCUUACUCAUUUAAAAGUUGUUGCGGCAAGAACUUUCCUACCAGUAGGCAAUAGAUUGCUAUGUUUUUAACAAAUUGUGGCAAAUUCUUUUUGUACGUAAUAGGACAUUUCAUCCUAGAAAAAUAAAAUAAUGUUUUUGA